Molecule: messenger RNA, 537 nt
Organism: Parnassius apollo (apollo)
Lineage: Eukaryota; Metazoa; Arthropoda; Insecta; Lepidoptera; Papilionidae
Source: the annotation of a GenBank genome assembly
AUGCUAAAAUGCAUUUCUAAUGACGCAAAACGACAGCCUAUAGACACACUUCUUAACGAAAUAGGACGAGGUGAUCUCGUAUUACAAGAUACCGAAUACGAAACCAUUCAGGCUCUGAUAAAGUUUCGAGAGAAUUUUAAGAAAAUCGUUGAUGUUCUAAGUUCAGAAACCCAACCUACUAUGAAUCUGGUUCUAGUGUUUUGGUCAGAAGUGAAAAAAUUGCUUGAAGAAGCGAAUGAUGACGCGGCUCUCGCAAUAGCUAGGCUCAAAAAUAACAUGUUUGAGAGUUUGAACUCCCGAUUUCCUUUAACCGGUGUGGUCGUUGCGUCAACUUUGCUUGAUUGUAGAUUUAAUGCCAUUCAUGAAAUUGAUGAAUUUAUGCAAAAAAGAGAAGUCACUAAGGUUUCAUUCCUAUCAACAAUGGUCAGAAAUCGCUUGACAACAGAGGAUCUUCGUCAAAAUGAAAUCAUUGAUACCGCUAAAGCUAGGCCGACUUCUUCUGCUGGUUCUUUAAACUUUUUACUGGAGUUGGUGUGA